Molecule: messenger RNA, 939 nt
Organism: Arabidopsis arenosa
Lineage: Eukaryota; Viridiplantae; Streptophyta; Magnoliopsida; Brassicales; Brassicaceae
Source: the annotation of a GenBank genome assembly
UGUCUGAGAGAGAAAAAGAUGAACGAUGCAGAUGUGUCAAAGCAGAUACAGCAGAUGGUCCGGUUCAUCCGGCAAGAAGCAGAAGAGAAAGCAAAUGAGAUCUCCAUCUCCGCCGAGGAGGAAUUCAACAUCGAAAGACUUCAGCUUCUCGAGUCUGCCAAGCGUAAGCUCCGUCAAGACUAUGACCGCAAGCUCAAGCAGGUCGAUAUCCGCAAGCGAAUCGACUACUCCACGCAACUGAAUGCAAGUAGGAUUAAGUACCUUCAAGCACAAGACGACGUUGUCACCGCCAUGAAAGCUUCAGCAGCUAAGGAUCUUCUCCGUGUCUCCAACGACAAGAACAAUUACAAGAAGCUUCUUAAGAGUCUCAUCAUUGAGAGUUUGCUGCGCCUGAAAGAGCCAUCAGUGCUGCUGAGAUGCAGAGAGAUGGACAAGAAGGUUGUUGAAUCGGUCAUCGAGGAUGCUAAAAGACUGUACGCGGAAAAAGCCAAAGUCGGGUCUCCUAAGAUCACCAUCGACGACAAGGUCUUCCUUCCUCCACCUCCUAAUCCUAAGCUCCCUGAUUCCCACGACCCUCACUGCUCGGGUGGGGUGGUGCUGGCCUCUCAAGACGGCAAGAUUGUCUGUGAGAACACUUUAGACGCACGCCUUGACGUCGCCUUCAGACAGAAGCUUCCCCAGAUCCGAACGCGCCUCGUUGGAGCUCCGGAAACCUCCAGAGCAUGAUCCCAGCACCCCAAGUUUACAAUAUUUUGCCAAUGCCUCAAUAAGUGACACAUUUUGGCAUUGCUACACUUUCAAAAGGAUUGUCACUUUUUAGGAGAUCAACUGUUUUUAGUUUGUCGCAUCCUUUUCAUCUAAUCAUCUUUAAAAUGUUGUCAAGAGAGAAUAACUGCUCACAAAAUGAUACAGAAAAUCUAUUAAAGUCAAUUUCCUCUA